Molecule: messenger RNA, 903 nt
Organism: Fusarium odoratissimum NRRL 54006
Lineage: Eukaryota; Fungi; Ascomycota; Sordariomycetes; Hypocreales; Nectriaceae
Exons: 3
Coding region: 1-903 (300 amino acids)
Source: RefSeq, a predicted model, not a curated record
AUGCUCUCGUCAGGAAGAGACACCCAGGGCCCUGUCGACGGUUACAUUAGCACUGAGAUACACAAUGAUACAUACGCCGCCAUUUCGCCAUCCAACUUCGAUUUCGACGGUGUGACAGUCCUCAUCACCGGGGCAAGUCGAGGGCUCGGCCUCGCCAUGGCUAUUUCGUUUGCCAAAGCAGGCGCAUCUCAGAUCGCUAUCGGAGCACGCUCUGACCUUUCUGCUUCCUCGGCCUCGAUUGUUGACGCUGCAACCAAAGCAGGUCGCAAACGACCAAGGAUUCUGGAACUUAACAUGGACGUGUCAGAUCCUGUCAGUGUUGAUGGCGCCGCUGCCAAGAUCCGCUCUGAAUUUGGUCGUCUAGACAUUGUGGUCAAUAGCGCUGGAAUCCUCGCUGGCGAUGGGAAGAUUGCCGACAGUGAUCCCGAAGGGUGGGCGCGCAACUUUGCCAUCAACUCCAACGGACUCUAUUUGAUCUUGCGGGCGUUCAUUCCAUUAUUGCUCAGUUGCGAUGGUAAAAAGACCAUCAUCGUCAGUAGCAUUGGCGCGCAUUGCGUCUCGCCGACCUUGAGUGGAUAUCAGAUCAGCAAGCUGGCCACUCUACGAUUGGCCGAAUUUGCUACCACGGAGUAUGGAGACAAGGGGUUAUUGGUAUACUCCAUACACCCAGGUAGUGUAGCCACCGAGAUGGUGUUACAACAGUGGCCUCAAUCUCCAGAAUUAAGUAAAGCGUUUGCCGAUAAACCAGAACUGGCAGGUGACUCUAUUGUUUACUUGACUUCUGAGAAGAGAGAUUGGCUGGCUGGCCGAUACGUCAAUGUCACAUGGGAUCUCCCUGAACUAAUGGAGAAAAAAGAGUGGAUUGUGGCGGGAGACAGGCUUAAGCUUAAGAUAAGUAUUUAG